Messenger RNA from Lagenorhynchus albirostris (white-beaked dolphin), 4783 nucleotides. RefSeq names its product family with sequence similarity 149 member B1 (gene FAM149B1). Gene Ontology annotation, biological process: cilium assembly; protein localization to cilium. The coding region runs from base 131 to 1888 and encodes 585 amino acids. The record is from RefSeq and is a predicted model, not a curated record. NCBI's taxonomy places the organism in Eukaryota, Metazoa, Chordata, Mammalia, Artiodactyla, Delphinidae. The transcript has 14 exons.
UCUAAGAGACGGGGCGUGACGGGGCCGGAAGGUGGCGGGAGGGAGCCGAACCGGAGCCGGCGGGAGGGCCAGGCCAGAGGCCCCCAACCUGGCUUGCCCGCCCCGGCCGCGGCUGAGGAGGAAGAGGAGGAUGAUCUCCAGAUACACUCGGAAGGCGGUGCCACAGAACUUGGAGCUGAAAGGAAUAACAAAACAUCCUCUUAAUCAUCAUCCCCUUCCAGAGAAGCUGGAUGCAAUUUCCUCUACCAAUGACAGCCAUGAAAACGACAUAAGUUCCCAAAGUGAGUCUGACAUCACACAAGAAUCACCUUUUACAUCAGCUGACACUGGGAAUUCAAGGUCUGCUUUUCCAAGUUAUACAGGCACAGGGAUCUCUACUGAAGGCAGCUCGGACUUCUCCUGGGGAUAUGGUGAACUUGAUCAAAAUGCCACUGAAAAAGUCCACGCAAUGUUCACAGCCAUUGACGAGCUCUUGUAUGAGCAGAAGUUGAGUGUACAUAUUAAAAGUCUACAAGAAGAGUGCCAACAGUGGACAUGUAGCUUUCCUCACCUCAGGAUUCUGGGUAGGCAGAUAAUCACUCCAAGUGAAGGUUAUGGGCUGUAUCCUAGAUCCCCUUCUGCUGUUUCAGCUUCACAUGAGGCAACAAUGUCUCAAGAAAGAGAUUCUACUAUAUUUGGUAUUAGGGGAAAGAAGUUACAUUUUUCAUCUUCAUAUGCUCCUAAAGCAUCUUCCAUUGCCAAAUCCCCUAGCUUGUGUUCUAUGGAAAGAGAAGAGGAAGACUGUAUAAUCUUCUCGGAAGGAAUAAUAGAGGAAUACCUAGCAUUCGACCACACAGAUAUGGAAGAGAGGUUUCAUGGAAAGAAGUCAGAAGCAGCUACAGAGAAACAGAAAUUAGGGUACCCACCUAUUGCUCCAUUUUACUGCAUGAAAGAGGAUGUCCUUGCUUAUGUGUUUGACGAUGUGUGGAGCAAGGUCCUAAGCUGUAUGGAGCAGCUGACACGUAGUCACUGGGAGGGAUUUGCUUCUGAUGAUGACAGUAAUGUUGCAAUCACCAGACCAGCUUCAGAAAGCCCCUGUGUGCUGAAUGCACCACAACCUUUGGUCUUACCUCGAGUGCCACAGUCUAAGGUGCUGUCCAUCACCUCAAAUCCGAUGAGUCUCUGUCAAGCAGCAAGUGGUCAUCAGCCAAAUGUGAAUGGUCUCUUGGUUCAUGGGAUGCCUCUACAGCCAAGAAAUCUCUCCCUAAUGGACAAGCUCCUAGAUCUUGAUGACAAGCUACUUAUGAGGCCUGGGUCCAGUACCAUCCUUUCAACUCGAAAUUGGCCAAAUCGAGCCCUGGAGCUUAGUACAUCAUUUCUGUCAUAUACAGUGCAGUCCGCCAGGAGACGCAAUCCCCCACCACGUACCCUUCAUCCCAUCAGCACAAGCCAUUCACGCGCUGGAACACCAAGACCUAUGGAAGAAAUACUCAGAGGAUCCCGAGUCCCAGUGGCGGCCGACUCACUCUCCUCUCCCUCACCACUGCCCCUGAGUCGAAAUAAUCUGCUGCCACCUAUUGGCACAGCUGAAGUGGAACACUUGAGUACUGUGGGGCCACAAAGGCAAACGAAAACCCAUGGCGAUUCCAGUCGAGCUCGAAGUGCAGCGGUGGAUGAGCCUAACCAUCAGCAGCCCCACGAGAGGCUCCUUUUACCAGACUUUUUCUCCAGGCCCAACACAACUCAGUCAUUUCUGCCGGACACACAGUAUCGUCGUUCAUGUGCUACUGAGCAUCCUCAUCAGGCCCGACCUGGUAGGGGAUCUGCAGGAACAGGUCCUCAGUUACAUGGAUCUACAAAAUCUCAAAACAGAGGUGGACCUAUCACUAGAACCAGGCAGGGACCAUAGGGCAAGUGAGAAGAACCUGCCUCAUGCUGCAGGGAACAUGUGGGAAGAUUUCACAAAUCAGUGUUCAGUCAUCUCGUGAUGCAGAGCUUGUAAACAGGAGACAACUUGAAACUAUCUUCAUGAAGAGUUAUUUUGGUACAACAGACUGAGAACAGUAUCAGCCAAAGAUUACAUGGGUACUGCUUCUAUCUCCAGUUACUGUCUUCUUUCAGCAUAAGUUAACCAUUUCACUGGACAGUAAAAUUUGUACCCAAAGAUGUAACAAAAGAGUAAUAUCCUCCAAAUCACUGUUCAUAUUGUCUGUUAACAAUGAUCAGUUCAAUUAUUACAGGAUUCUAUCAGACUAUACAUACACAAAAAGUAGGAAAUUGUUUGAUAACAUUACCACUGGCUUCGGAAUACUUCUGCUUGUGUUAAUUUUUGGACAGGUGUACUCACUUUUACGUCAUUUUUAGGAGACAGUGCUGUCAAAAAUCUGAGCUACUCAUCAAACAGGUGAGUCGUUCCUAAAGUUUUCUCUUUAGAUGUCCAAUUCCAUAGGCAGACAGAUAUGGCAGGGGUGAGUAACUAAAGACAUAAAUGUUGAGCACUGGUGUAAAGUAACCUAUGUAAUAAACCAUAAUGGAUUUUUUUUUCACAUAGGACGACUCAACCUCACAACACCUGCUUGACAUCAGGUUAUGCUUCUUUUCUUCUUAAAGUACUUUAGUGGUCGUAUUUAUUUCCAAAUAUUAAACUCACCUUGCUGAUUUUCUCCUGCAGAUCUAAGAAAGGCAAUUUAAAAAUUUAUAGAAUAUUUCUAUUAGUGAGCCAGCAAGACACAACUUCUUAAAAUUUCAGAAACCCUGCAAAUUAGUCCAGUAUAAACAUAUCCUAAGAGCAAAGGAAGAGAACUUGGACAUUCUUCCAAUUUUCACAUGGACCUUUCCUGAGUGCACUCAUUAACAAUGGUUUUAACUAUGGCUUACAUUUAUUUUAUUUAAAUUUCACUGAAUUUUAAUUUUGAUGAUCAUACUGGUUUUAGAUCUUACUGUUAAUCUUCAGAGUUGAUCAAUUCAAUUGGGGUAAUUUUAUUAUUUCGCACUUAUCUAAUGCUAUCACAUGAAGACGGAUGCUUCAAACAACCUGCAUUAAAAUUGUAUUUUUGAUGCAAUUAAAGAGUAUUUUUUAACCUGUUUAUAAUCACAAACUGAAAACGUGUCAUGGGCUUACCCCAGAUAAAUCAUGAUACAUAAAUCUCAUAACAGAAGGCUUGUUUUAUGUAUAUGGUAUUGAAUAUAUUAGCUUACAAAUCAGAGAUUUUAAGUUGAACAGUCCCUAAAAAAUUUCCAUAUAUUCUAAUGAGUUCAUACCAAUUCAACUAAAUAUAAGUGAAAAUCUCUGUACCAUUCUCACAAAUCAAUACCAGGAGUACAUAAUAACAAGCCACUGGAUCAAGACGGCUUGCCUUUCAAGGUUAAAGUUAAGAGUCAGAAGGAGCCUCUAACAAGUCAUUUAGCCCAGCUCCCUUACUCUUUUAUAGAGGAAAGAAGUUCAGACAAGCUCAGUGACUUAAAGACAUUCAGCAGUUACAGGCAGGACUACAACAUCUCUUGAGGCAACUUAAACCAGGCUAUCUGCUACAAUGCUGACUACGACUACUUUUCUUCUCUCUUCUUUAUCCUAAGCACCAUUCAUAUCGUUUCUAGAUCAUCUUUUAAAUGAUCACACUGGGAUCAUUUAAAAAGCUCCUGGAACUUAACAGUCAUUUUUUUACUUGUUUAUUUAAUCAUGUAAGAUGCUUGAAGUUAUCUGAACACCUGUUUCUCCUAUAAACCUCAAGCAAAGAGUGCAAAACUUAGUUGUAAAACAAAAAGGAGAGGGUCUAUGCAAGAACAUUAAGAAAGCAGGGGUUUCCCUGGUGGCGCAGUGGUUGAGAGUCCGCCUGCCGAUGCAGGGGACAUGGGUUCAUGCCCCGGUCCGGGAAGAUACCACAUGCCGCGGAGCAGCUAGGCCCGUGAGCCAUGGCCGCUGAGCCUGCGCGUCCAGAGCCUGUGCUCUGCAACGGGAAAGGCCACAACAGUGAGAGGCCCGCAUACCACAAAAAAAAAAAAAAAAAAAAAAAAAAGACUGAAAGUAAAUUGGCAAGUAUUUGGAAGACAGAUGUCCAGCAAGUGUGUUGAAGGCUAGGUAAAGUACCUGUUCUAAUAAACACACACCACUAAAUACCCUGCAGCUCACUCCUGUGUGGCAAAAUGACAACUGCUAAAUGUGGUAGGGAUAGAUCUGCAUUAUAGGUACAGUUCCUUGUACAGAAGACCCAUAGAAGAGUGCUGUCAGGAAGCAUAUACCCUUCCGCUCCCUCAAUGAUCACCACCAAAUUCCUUCAUAGGAGGACCUCACAGAAUGUCAUGGUGUUUCCAGGAUAUACUAACAUCAGGUUGAGAGAUUCUGUUUGGUUUAUGUAGUUGAUCUGAAUCAUUUAGGCUUGAAAGAUAACUUUUCUCAAGGGUUAACUUUUGUCUUCAAAUCUUGACAGCACCUUGCCUACGAUGGCAUCAAUUAACACCUAAGGAGUUUUGAAGAGAAAAUUCCAUUAUUUCUUUUCUUUCUUGAGAGUUGUUUUUUUCCCCCCUCGUUUGGAAGGUUUGCAGUACUUUGCUUCCAUCUGAGCCAGAAAAUUGUCCAUUUCCUUUUGCCGAUCCUUUUGUCUGCUCUGUUUGAGAAGUUAAAACACAAGCUUUCAAAACACAAGACUGUCCACAGAGAUAAAAGUACUUAGCAGCUUCCAGGGGCUGGUGGAAAGGGAGAAUGGGGAGUGACUGCUAAUGGAUAAGGGGUUUCUGUUUAGGGUGAUGAAAAUGUUCUGGAAUUACUGCUGAUGAUUGUAAAACCUAAUAAAUAUACUAAAAACCA